Molecule: messenger RNA, 1304 nt
Organism: Rhizopus microsporus ATCC 52813
Lineage: Eukaryota; Fungi; Mucoromycota; Mucoromycetes; Mucorales; Rhizopodaceae
Product: concanavalin A-like lectin/glucanase
Exons: 10
Coding region: 111-1304 (397 amino acids)
Biological process (GO): carbohydrate metabolic process
Molecular function (GO): hydrolase activity, hydrolyzing O-glycosyl compounds
Source: RefSeq, a predicted model, not a curated record
GUAGAUCUAUAUGCUUUGUGAAACGUGCCUUGAUUUAUGCAUUCCCGGAAGCACUUGGAUAAAACAAGAAUACGCAUUUUAUUUCUUCUUUUUUUUUUCCACUCUUAAACAUGAAGAUAACCUUAGCUCAUAUCGUGUUUUUGACAUCUGCCAGUGUAUUUGGCUUUGAAUUAAACAAGGCUGCUCACCUGAUAAAGAAACCCAAUGUUCAACUUAGGACACCAAUCCAUGCUGCAUCAAGCAAUAGAACUUUAACUACUCAAAAGAAUGCUAUCGAAUCAAACUAUUGUGUCGUAUUCGAAGAUCACUUUGAUACCUUCAACUUUAAGAAUUGGCAGCACGAGAUUACUCUCAGUGGAGGCGGUAAUUGGGAAUUUCAGUAUUAUGCCAAUAAUAGAUCAAAUAGCUUUGUAGAGGAUGGUAUAUUGUAUAUCAAGCCAACAUUGACCUCUGAUUUCCUUGGUGAAGACGCCCUAAAAGAAGGUGGAAAGAUAGCCUUGUACUCUGGAUCACCAUCUGAAGAUUGCACAGGUAAUUCAAACUUUGGAUGCGAAAGACUAUCGGGUGCUCCCGCAGGUGGAGUCUACAUUAACCCAGUUCAAUCAGCUAGACUAAGAACAAUCAAUUCAAUGUCUCUUCGCUAUGGAAAAGUCGAAGUGAGGGCCCGACUUCCUGUUGGAGACUGGCUAUGGCCAGCCGUUUGGAUGUUGCCAAAGUAUUCUGCCUAUGGUAGCUGGCCAGCAAGUGGCGAAAUAGAUAUUAUGGAAUCUAGAGGAAAUGUAAGAUACCCUUAUGGAAACGUAUCAGCCGUGUUAUCCACUCUGCAUUGGGGGCCAAAUCCUUAUUUGAACAAGUACUCCUUGACACAAGCUGAAGUGCAUUCAGCCAAUGGCACCUUUGCUGAUAAUUUUCAUACUUUUGGACUCGAAUGGACAAAGGAAGGUUUAAGAACCUACGUUGACAAACAGACUGUACUAGAAGUUGAUUUUGAUAAAACAGCAUGGGAAAGAGGAGAAUUUGAUGAAAAGACUACAAUGAAUCCAUGGAAAGGAGGUGAUAUAUCUGCACCUUUUGAUCAAGAGUUUUAUUUGAUAAUUAAUUUGGCUGUCGGUGGUGUCAAUGGAUUCUGGCCGGAUCACCCUUCAAAGCCCUGGAAGAAUGAUGAUCCUCAUGCUCCUAAUAAGUUUUAUGACUCAAGGCAAAAGUGGCUACCAACAUGGGGUAAAGGUAAUAAGCGUGCACUGGCUGUUGAUUGGGUUAAAGUAUGGUCGAUGGAGAAGAAUGCGUGUGCUGAUAAGGAAUAA